Messenger RNA from Hyaloscypha bicolor E, 3183 nucleotides. Its product is annotated as AMP deaminase. NCBI's taxonomy places the organism in Eukaryota, Fungi, Ascomycota, Leotiomycetes, Helotiales, Hyaloscyphaceae. The transcript is spliced from 4 exons. Bases 1 to 3183 code for a protein of 1060 amino acids. Gene Ontology annotation, cellular component: cytosol. Gene Ontology annotation, biological process: IMP salvage; AMP metabolic process. Gene Ontology annotation, molecular function: AMP deaminase activity. The record is from RefSeq and is a predicted model, not a curated record.
AUGCAGGACGGAAUGCUUCCUCGAGAUAUACAACGAAAGACGGCCUAUUACGAUUAUGCUGCGGAGAAGCAAUUGAGUCAAGCAGAUGCGAAACUCUUCUACCAGCGGAGUCAAUUGGAGGCCCAGAAGACUGGUGGAAGCAAUUGGGGCAAUUCGCAAAGCUCACCGCAGGGGAGCCCAGUUUUGGUCCCAAGGUCGUUUUCCAAUGUAUUCGACGCAGAACAAGCUGAGAUGAGGAGGUCGGGAAGCGUGAAGUCGAUGCUGAGCGGACAUAGUAUGGCACAAAGCUCUGGAAACUACAAAGCGUCUUUUCCAAUUGGUCUCGCAGAUCCAUCCAAACAUCCGGAAAGUAAUACAGUACAAGAACCUAGUUUUUCGACCCGGCCGGGUGGUUUGCCCAGGAUUGCGUCGUUGCUGAGAGCCGAUAGGGAGGCGAGGGAUCACAAAACUCAUCCAGAAAUUCCUCAUGAGCCGAAGCCAUUGCUUGAGACCGAAGGGCUGCACGGAGCCGGUGCUGGCGUUGGCUUGGGGAAUGGUGCAGGCGGAUUUGUGGACAAUGAUGCCAACAUCACUUCGGAGUUGAGCACAAUAUACACUAAUAUCCAGAAGAUAUUGGAUAUUCGGCACAAGUAUAUGCGCUUGUCGCUCCAGCAGGAUGGAGACAAUCCCAAAGAUGAUCCGAACUGGAAUAUUUAUCCUCCUCCACCUGAACCUGCAUGGUAUGAGGAGAGGGAUCGAAGAAAUGGUGAUCAGGGUAACAGCUUGGCAAGUAGUAUGGUUCUUCCCGAGAGACCUCAGACGAGAGGUAACGAUCAAGUCCGGACUUCCAGUUCUACAACAGCGCUACACCCGCUUCAGGAACCGCAGGCGCCAAAACCACCUCGCAAGAAGCGGAAGCCAGGACAAGAGAUUGGAGAAGACUUUGAUAUUGAAGACGUCUUGCCCGUCCCAGGCCCUAGCGAUAUGGCUUUCCGCCUCGAUGGAAAUAGCGUGUACCAAGUGUAUGAGAACUCCGAAGCGGAGGGAGUCGAUACGCCUAUCAUUAACAUCCCUACGAUCCGGGAAUUCUACAUGGAUCUCGAAUCAGUGCUGAACAUCUCUUCGGAUGGUCCAAGCAAGAGCUUUGCUUUCCGCCGACUUCAAUACCUAGAAGGCAAAUUCAACCUCUACGUACUUCUUAACGAGUACCAGGAAAUGGCGGACAGCAAGAGAGUCCCGCACAGAGAUUUCUACAAUGUGAGAAAGGUGGAUACCCACGUACAUCACUCAGCUUGUAUGAAUCAGAAGCAUUUGUUGAGGUUCAUCAAGAGUAAGAUGAAGAAGUGUCCAGAUGAGGUGGUGAUGUUCAGGGAUGGAAAACAUCUUACACUGGAAGAAGUUUUCCAGAGUAUCAAUUUGACGGCGUACGAUUUGAGUAUUGAUACGCUCGAUAUGCACGCUCAUACGGACUCUUUCCACCGAUUCGACAAGUUCAAUCUAAAAUAUAAUCCAAUUGGAGAAUCUAGAUUGAGGACUAUUUUCCUCAAGACGGACAAUUUCAUCAAUGGCAGAUAUCUAGCCGAGAUCACCAAAGAAGUCAUUUCUGAUCUCGAAUCUAGCAAGUAUCAGAUGGCUGAGUGGCGGAUCUCAAUUUAUGGCCGGGCGAUUGAUGAGUGGGACAAGCUUGCGGCUUGGGUUGUCGACAACAAGCUCUUCUCUCACAAUAUCCGAUGGCUGAUCCAGGUCCCUCGACUGUUCGAUGUUUACAAAUCAACUGGUUUGAUGGAAAACUUUGAAGAGGUUAUUGUGAACCUGUUCCAGCCUUUGUUUGAAGUAACCAAGGAUCCAACGAGUCAUCCAAAGCUUCACAUCUUCUUGCAAAGGGUCAUUGGUUUCGAUAGUGUUGACGACGAAAGCAAGCCCGAACGUCGACUCUAUCGAAAAUUCCCCGUUCCGAAGAUGUGGGACUCGAAACAGAAUCCGCCCUACAGCUACUGGAUCUAUUACUUGUUCUCGAAUAUGGCUUCUUUGAAUGUUUGGCGGAAAUUGCGAGGUUUCAAUACUUUCGUACUGAGACCGCAUUGUGGUGAGGCCGGUGAUACUGAUCAUUUGGCAGCUGCUGUUGUCUGCUGUCAUAGCAUCAGUCAUGGUUUACUUCUGCGGAAGGUGCCUUUGCUGCAAUACAUCUUCUAUCUUGAGCAGAUUGGAGUCGCGAUGUCGCCUUUAAGCAACAACGCCUUGUUCUUGGCGUACGAACGCAAUCCUUUCCUAUCAUAUUUCAAGAGAGGACUUAAUGUCUCCUUGUCUACAGAUGACCCUCUUCAAUUCGCGUUUACAAAAGAGCCGCUGAUUGAGGAAUACUCAGUGGCAGCACAAAUAUACAAACUUAGUGCUGUGGAUAUGUGCGAGCUGGCUAAGAAUUCUGUUGUCCAGAGCGGAUUUGAAUUUGCAAUCAAGCAGAGAUGGUUGGGUCCUGACUUCCACUUGCCAGGCGUGAGAGGAAAUACAAUGGCAAAGAGUAAUGUACCAAAUAUUCGAGAGGGGUUCAGACAUGAGACCUUGUUACAGGAGUUUUCUAUGAUCGAUAAAUACACUACUCUGGCAACUCCAACAACAGCAACUUCAGCGACUGCUGAGCAAGACCUUUAUCCGCUCCAGCCAGCACAGCAUUCUGUCCCUUCUACAAUUGCUUCAAGGAAGUCAAUGGUCUCAAACACUAUUGGGGGAGCAGAAUCUCUACCCUCAUACCAACAGUUCCCUGCGCAAGCAGCCCGUAUCCCAGCCACUCACUCCCAAACCAAGCUCGACAGCCAUCCCCAACAACCACCACAAGAAAGCGGCAGCCCACUUCAACCUACAGCCUCAAGAGAUAACACGAAGAAUAGCUCCAUAGUCGCUAGUCCGAAGUUGGCUGGACUGGCGCGAGAAACUACCUGGCCUGUGGAAGGAUACGGUGAUUUGCAUCUGAGUGGUAGUGAGCCGAGGAUCUUCCCGGGGGUCGUGAGUAGGACUCAGAGGCGGGACAGUAAGGCAGGGCAGGUUAGGCAGGGGAGUCAGAGUGAGACUGAUGGGGAUGGUAGUGUUGGGAAGGGAAGUGUGGGGAAGACGAGAGCGAAGGGAAAUACUGGCUUAGAUGGAAGUGUAGAUGAGAAGGUAGAGGAAAGCGAUGGUGAUAUGGAGGAGGCGGGUGGUGUGGAGGAUUGA